UGACCAGAGGACAACAUGAGGGUUAAAACAACCCCAAUGAUCCCACGCUACUUCACAAUGUCAUCACAAAGUCGAAGUCUUCGGAUUAAGAGACAGAUCGGCAGAAAAUGACAUGUUGUACGUUCAACUGAAGAAAAAGUGCUUGUUGCUCCUACAAAACUUCCUGAUACAUUAGGUCAUAUUUGUGUAGCAUGUGGUUGUUUUUAUUGUCAUUGUCAUAUUUUUCUCUCUCUACUUUAUUUAUAGUUUAAUAGGAUUCCUACUAACACAUUUUUUUUGGGAUUCCUGUACUGUGUCAUAAAUGUCAUAAAUACAUCGGACAAUUUCUACUCUUUUAUUUCAAUCCCAGUACUUCUCAGUACAUUUAGGGCCUCAUCUUUAUAGGCGUGGCUGGUCAUGUGUUGUCAUUUAGGAGUAAAUCUAUCAGUGAAUAUGAAUCAUGCUCACAAAUAACAUAACAAAACAGUGAGCAGCUCAUUCCUUCUCCCCAGCUCACCUUUACAAGCAUUUAGAUUUGAUUGGAACUGAUGUUCUCAUCAAGAGUGACUUGAAUCAGAUCAACCAUAUAAUCUCCAUUCAUUAGAUCACUAAUACCACAAUCACACUUAAUAUCCUACCAUGUACCGACAUCUAGGUCCCUCCCAACCGCUUACAACAACUUUUUCUUUCUUAUCUGCAAUAUUUUUUUACCGUAGUUGCCACUUUUUUUAAAAGGUCAAAAUGUUUAACCUGCUUCGUGAAAUUCCUCAGAUAAGCCAUAACUACUGAGUAACCUGGAGUAUAAAAACACGCUACAGAUGUGUCACUAUGCCUCUUGACUUCCUAAGGAUUGGAGACAUCAUGAAAACAGAACAACUCUUUUUUCUGCCAUUAGAACAAACCACAGGAUCAUCACCUUAAAAAAAAGGUUAGGGUUAGUAAAAAAAAGAAGUAAAAUAAAUUUAUUUAUUUACUUUUAGAAUCACUGAAAUUAUGGCGGGCUUCAGUAUUUUAGUGUCCUUGAUGGAUUAUUAACUAAAGCGAACUAAUCUUUACAGCCUGCCUGAAAACAUCAGAGUAGACCAGACACCUGGCAAAUGCUGAAGAUGUGCAGCAGUAGUAUCUUGUUGUUCUAGUUGAUAGUUGGAUUACCAAAGUCAAAAACAGCCGAGGACUAAAGCCCACUCGCUGGAUUUUUCUAUUCUGUUAAAGGUUCGAAGGGAAACUUUUAAUAUGAGUGCAGCUGAUGUAAAUACGUCCUACAGUUAAGUCUGAAAUGCACUGACAAGUGUUUUUGUGGCUGUCUUUAGUGUGAGUUUUGUUUUUUUGGUUUAUGUACAACUGAAUUUGAGCAUAAUUUCAGGAUAAACUAGAGGGAAGACCAUUAAAUGUUAGCAAGAUUGCCUAAUAUAGAAAUCCUUCUGAAUCUCAGCAUUCUUAACGACAGUUCAGAGAGAAGUGUUGGUAAAAGGAAGCUCCUUCUGCUGAACAAACCAUGGUUGGUACAGGUGGCCCAGUGGCCACUUUCUCUGCGUGGGAUUAUGUGGUGUUCGCUGGAACAAUUUUGGUGUCAGCCGGCGUUGGUCUUUUCCAGGCCAUCCGAGGCCGCAAGGAGACCAGCAGCAAUGAGUUCUUGCUGGGUGGACGGCAAAUGACAGCUGUGCCAGUUGCAAUGUCGCUCACAGCCAGCUUUAUGUCUGGCAUCACAGUCAUCGGCACACCAACUGAGGCUUACCGGUUUGGAACUGCUUUCUGGCUCUAUGGCUUCUCCUAUGCCAUCAUGUCUGCCAUCACCGCUGAGGUCUUUGUCCCGCUUUUCUACAGACUGGGGAUCACUAGCGCCUAUGAGUACUUGGAGAUGCGCUUCAGCCAGCCUAUUCGGAUUAUUGGAACAUCUAUGUACAUCGUUCAGACGGCCCUGUACACUGGUCUGGUCAUCUAUGCUCCAGCUCUUGCACUAAAUCAAAUCACAGGGCUUGAUCUAUGGGGAGUGCUGGUGGCUACAGGAGCGGUGUGCAUCCUCUACUGCACUUUGGGCGGUCUGAAAGCAGUGAUCUGGACAGACGUGAUGCAGAUGGUGACCAUGCUGGCCGGUUUUGUGGCUGUUAUAGCUAGAGGAGCUGUACUGCAGGGAGGCCUGACGAAGAUUUGGGAAGACGCCGGCAACGGAGGCCGACUAGAGGCUUUUGAUUUUGACCCAGAUCCUUUGAAGCGUCAUACUUUCUGGACUAUCAUAGUCGGUGGCAGCAUCAUGUGGGUGUCCAUCUACUCAAUCAACCAGUCCCAGGUGCAACGCUACAUCUCCUGCAAAACCUUACGACAUGCCAAGAUGUCUUUGUACGUGAACAUGGUUGGCUUGUGGGUAACCGUGAGUCUGGCCGUGUUUUCUGGCCUCACCAUGUACUCCAUUUACAAGAACUGUGACCCAUUUACAAAUGGCGAUAUAAGCUCCCAGGACCAGCUGCUGCCCUACCUUGUGAUGGAUAUUCUAGCAGACUACCCUGGAAUCCCUGGCUUGUUUGUGGCUGCUGCAUACAGUGGUACCCUUAGCACGGUAUCUUCCAGCAUUAAUGCUCUCGUUGCUGUCACUGUGGAAGACUUUAUUCUUCCCGUGUGCAAAAACCUCACAGAGAAACAGGUCACCUGGAUGAACAUGGGCCUGAGUGUAUUCUUUGGUGCCCUGUGUAUUGGAAUGGCUGGAGUUGCUUCAUUGAUGGGAAGCAUUUUGCAGGCAGCUCUGUCCAUAUUUGGCAUGAUCAGCGGACCUCUCCUUGGUCUUUACCUUUUAGGCAUGCUAUUCCGCACAACAAAUUCCAUAGGAGGACUUUCGGGAAUGAUCAUUGGUCUUGUGUUGACUCUGUGGGUGGGGAUUGGAGGCCAGGUUUACCCAGCAACAGCUGAAAAGACAAAUCCUCUUCCAGUCAGCACUGCGGGCUGCAACAACACUAUGGGCCAAAACUACACAACAUCAGCUCCGUGGACCAGUCCUCUGACCUCACAGCCAGAUGUGAGGCCACCUCUGGCAGACUCCUGGUACUCUCUGUCCUACGUCUACUUAUCUCUCUUGGGGACACUGACCACAAUGGUGUCUGGCCUGCUGGUGAGCAUAAUCACAGGUGGAUGCAAGCAAGAAAAAAUGAACCCUGAUCUGUUCGUGAAGAGGAGUGAUCUGUUCUGCUUCAGCUGCUGUAGUAAAUCAGAGGCAUCAGUAGCCCCAGAAAAGGCUGCAACAGACUUUCAUAUGGAAGCUGACAACCCAACAUUCACAGACUUUGACGUGAGGAGUAAAGAUGAUGAAAAAGCCACCAAACUCUAAUGAUGCUAUAACAAUACAUUUUUCAAUGCAUUUUUUUUAAACAAAUAAUUGUAACUAUUACUGGUAUGUGCCUAUUUAUGUUGAUAUGAAUGUGUUUCAAACAUGUUGCUUAGAUUAAAAUACAAAAUAAUUCAGACUUUACAAUAAGAAAGAACUUAGUGAUAAAAGCCUGUCAUAACUAAAAUUGAAUUGGAUAUUAGAAAUGUUCCAAUACUGGUAUCCGUUAUUUACCUUUGAUACUGCCUAAAACGCUGGUAUCGGUAACGGGAAGUACUGGAAUUUAUACACCGAUCCGAUACUACGUAAUAAAGCCCUAAAGAAAAUCUACGUUAA
Molecule: messenger RNA, 3628 nt
Organism: Etheostoma spectabile (orangethroat darter)
Lineage: Eukaryota; Metazoa; Chordata; Actinopteri; Perciformes; Percidae
Gene: slc5a8l
Product: solute carrier family 5 member 8, like
Exons: 15
Coding region: 1475-3295 (606 amino acids)
Biological process (GO): sodium ion transport; propanoate transmembrane transport
Cellular component (GO): membrane; extracellular exosome
Molecular function (GO): organic acid:sodium symporter activity
Source: RefSeq, a predicted model, not a curated record